CUUGCAUUGACACACGUCACGUGAUAAGUUUUACCAGAACUGACACCGUGUUAGACACGGGUGCCUUGUUGUACCACGUGUCCUACUUCUUCUGGAACAGGUGUGCUAAUCACGUGUGUAAGCGGUGUGUCGAACACAACAGGUGUGUAGGCGACAGGUGUUUUAGGAUUAAACCAUUAAUAAAAUGUAAAUCUUAACCACUGGAUCGGGUUAAUACCAGCAACAUUAAACUGGUGCAGUAGUUCAAGCGUUUACGUUGUGCUGUGAUGUUUUUCUCUUAAAUCUCUAUACAUUGUUUAUUCUACAAAACAGUGCUUUAUAUGAAUCAGCUGGCUCUGUGAGAAGUACAGUGACAGUUCUGUACAACUUGAGUACACAAUCCAACUCGUGGGACGGUUGUAGCUGACUGAUCCCUCUAAGACUUCAACUGAGUAGCGGUCAAUGGAACCCUCGGACAACCCGUGGCUGGAGGUGUCCAAGACAUACCGCGUCCAUCAGGAAACUCUAGAAUACACGGCGCUGUGUCGAUCCAUGGGGGCCAGACCCCCUUCUCAGACGUCCUUGAAAGACGCCAGGGCCUCGGCCUUGACCUUCAACGUCACGGCCAACGGAGUCCACGCCUACGACGGGACGGAAACCGAGUUCAUCAUUCCGGCAUCGGACGAUAUCGACGGCGUUCCGGUGACGGUCUACACCCCCAACACACUUCCGGAAGUCCCGGCCAUCCUGGUGUACUUCCACGGCGGAAGUCUCGUUUUCGGCAGCCGGAAAACUCACGAGAACGCUGUCAAAAUGAUAUCGGAAAAAUCAGGAGCGAUAAUCGUCAGCGUGGAAUACCGUCUGCUCCCGUGUCCGGAAGAUCCCCUCGCGCCGUUUAACGACUCGAUCGCAGUGACGAGGUGGAUCAAGCAGUUCAAGGAAGCGAUAGGUGGCGCCGCCGACAGUAAAGUGGGCGUGGGCGGGGACAGCGCCGGCGGGCAAAUCGCCUGCUGCGUUGUCAAUGACGUCAUUGGUUUAGACUUCCAAAUCCUCGUCUACCCGGUCACGGAUUUCGCCUGCUCUUUGCCAUCUUUUCAAGAGUUCCGGAAAAUUCCGGCUUUCAACACGGACGAUCUCGAAUGGAGACUCGCCCUGACCAACAAACCCAUAUUGAAUGCAGCAGAGGACCCGAGAGUGAAUCCGUCUGCUAGAAAAAACUUGGAGUUAACUCCCCCUACUUUAAUCAUCCUAGCAGAACUGGACCCGGUACGAGACAGUGGUCUAGAAUACGACCGGAAGUUGAGGUCAGCGGGCGUUGAAGUGGACCUGGAGCUAGUCCACGCUGUCCCGCAUGGGUUCUUCUCCCUGCCUGGCAUAUUCAAAACAAAAACAACGGAAGCGUAUGGUCACGUGGUCAAGUUCAUUCAAAAGUUUCAAAGAUAACAGUUUCAUCCACUAUUAUUUUAUAAAAGAUAACAGUUUCAUCCAUUAUUAUUUUUAUAAAAGAUAACAGUUUCAUCCACUAUUUAUUUUUUAAAGAUAACAGUUUCAUCCACUAUUUUUUAUAUAAGAGAUAACAGUUCCAUCCACUAUUUAUUUUAUAAAAGAUAACAGUUUCAUCCACUAUUUAUUUUAUAAAAGAUAACAGUUUCAUCCAAUAUUUAUUUUAUAAAAGAUUUCUAAAAUAACAAAAUAUGUAUUAUUUUAAAUACUAAGCCUAUGUUUUUAAAUUUUGUAAAAUAUUACCUUACUUUGUACAGAUAUGUGAAUGUGGUGUUUGUCUAAAAAUGUUUGAGAACCUGUAUAAUUUAUCCACACAAAAAUAUACAUAGGGGCAAUAAACCACAUGUAUGUUACAUUUGUCAUAAAAUGUUAGUUUAUAAAAGUAGCUUAUGGAGGGAUAAAAAAGACAAUAUAUGGGGAAAAAAAGCAUAUAAAUGUGUUGUUCAGCUUCCAUAUUUUAAAAGGUAUAAAAUGCUCAUAGCGGAUAUAAGCCUUACGAAUGUGACCUUUGUUGUAAAAAGUUUUCAGAGAAAGUUAAUAUAUCUAUACAUAUUAUAUCAUUCCUGAUAUACAGCACAUAACGUGAGAUUUGUCAUAAAACUUUAUUUAGAAAACAGUUUUAUUAAAAUAAUUCACAGAGAUAACAUAAAUGUGAUGUUUAUCAUAAAUUUUUUACUAUUCCUACAUAUUUUAAAUAGCCAUAAAAACAUUCAUAGUGGAAAUAAACCACAUUAUGUGAAAUUUGUCAUAAAAAGUACAAUAAGUUAAUAAAUUUAUGUAACCAUAAAAAUACAUUCUGGAACUAGUACGCACAUAUGUGGUGUGAGUCUUGAAAAACUUGCUGAGAGGUCUGGAUUGAUAAACAUUUUUUUUUUAAAAUUCAUUUUGGAACGAAGCCCUCAUAAAUGUAAGUAGUACGUAAUGUUUAUCAACGAAUGUUUCAGGGGUCGGCGCGGUCGAGUCGGUAAAAUUCAUGGUUGCCAAACCAAAAAGUCUCGGGCAAAUGAGGCUCGUUAGCU
Messenger RNA from Physella acuta, 2501 nucleotides. RefSeq names its product ethyl acetate hydrolase. Lineage: Eukaryota; Metazoa; Mollusca; Gastropoda; Physidae. The record is from RefSeq and is a predicted model, not a curated record. Gene Ontology annotation, molecular function: hydrolase activity.